Messenger RNA from Dovyalis caffra, 159 nucleotides. NCBI's taxonomy places the organism in Eukaryota, Viridiplantae, Streptophyta, Magnoliopsida, Malpighiales, Salicaceae. The record is from the annotation of a GenBank genome assembly.
AUGGAAAUGUCAGGAAGACAAAUUAGUGGUGUCGGUUUGAUGGUGGCUUAUCCUUACAAUGAUACUUGUAGGACUAGGCUAGUUGCACCAAUUUGGAAUUUAGGGGACUUUUGGAAGGAUACAAUUGUAGAACAAAACAGGGGAGGACUCAGAGCUUGA